GUGGGUACAAUUCAUAUCAGAAGGUGUCGCUGGUUAAAGCGUUGUCAAACUCCGAAUACCUUUGUCAUCUUCACUAUGCAGCACUGUCGACGGACAAGGAGGAUCUGAUGCAGAUGUAAAGUUGGACAAUAUAUAGAACUCAAAACAACUGUCCGUCAAUCAAUAUCAAAGUUAGAAUAUUCAACACAAACGUCAAGACAGUCCUGCCGUACGGAGCUAAAACUUCGAGAAUUACCACAACCAUCAUCAAAAUGGUACAACUAUCUACAAACACUUGUCUACCAGCAGCCUACUGUGAGAGAGGACAAACGAGCUUCCUACUGAAGUGGAAGUUAGGAAAGCAGAUUAGAAGUGUAUAGAACAUACAUUGUGGAAAACACAAAAAAUGUAUCACGAGAGGGGGGGCCGAAUGGCAUACUGCGUCGGGACUUGGAAGCAGACGUGGGAAGAAUGAAUAGCAACUAGAAAGGAUUGUCUAGGACAGGGUUGAGUGAAGAAUGCUGGUGGUCGGCCUGUACUCCUCCACAAGUAACGGGCCCAAAACAGAAAUUGUCCUAUGGUUUGGUAUGAUGUGCAGCAUCUUGUAAUACACAAUAACUAACAGAUGAGUUAUGAAAGUGAUAGACUAUAUGUUGGUGUUCUGGUAGGUCUUCUAUUCAGCAAUUUCGAGCUGAUCGUCUGCAAAAUAUUGGAAACGUUCCAACUUCGUAGGAGACGCACGUCUACCUGUUCUAAACUAAUUCUUAGUAAAUUUUGUUCAGUCAUGACUUUUUGACUUGGAUCAUUUUUGUUAUAACUAACCGAACGAUUGAUCUCCACAACAAGUUCGUAGUCACAUUUUCAAGCAUAAAAAUGGAAUACUGUGGUGAUAAAUAUGAGGGUGAGACUCGUAACAACAGGUUGGAGGGAUUUGGAAAGUAUGCUAUGCCUAUUGGGACAUAUUACGAAGGGGAAAUGUUUGACGGUAUGUUUCACGGAGAAGGAACUCUCCACUUUCUGAAUGGAAGUAAAUAUCAUGCAAUGUGGGAAAAUGGAAAACCUAAAAAUGGAGAGAUAAUAUUUUCAGAUGGUCUCAAAUACACAGAAGGUGCUCACUACGUCGACGAAUUCGACAGGAGAUUUUAUACGGAAAUAUGUUCUGGUAUAAAGCCUGCAGGAAGGUCACAAAUAGUAGACAAAGAACCAAGAACACAAAUACCAGACGGAUGCUACGAUACUGGUGAUGGUUUCUACAAUCCAUUGACGAGAGUAGUGACAGAUUAUAACGGAUGUUUUCUUCGCAAUGCAGACCAUGAGGAGCAUACAUGGAUUGUCGCCAAAUGUAGGAAAGCAUGGGAUGAACAUGUCGGUGCCACGUAUGACUCUGAAACUAUUAAGCGGGGAGUGAAGCCUUAUUGACUACGAGAUACUAAGGUCUGAUUCAAAUAACACUAGAAAUAUAUUUUUUUUCUCAAACAUAAUAAAAAAA
Messenger RNA from Schistosoma haematobium, 1468 nucleotides. RefSeq names its product MORN repeat-containing protein 5 (gene MORN5). The coding region runs from base 853 to 1398 and encodes 181 amino acids. NCBI's taxonomy places the organism in Eukaryota, Metazoa, Platyhelminthes, Trematoda, Strigeidida, Schistosomatidae. The record is from RefSeq and is a predicted model, not a curated record. The transcript has 9 exons.